Neltuma alba is the source of this 1218-nucleotide messenger RNA. RefSeq names its product mediator of RNA polymerase II transcription subunit 18. Gene Ontology annotation, cellular component: core mediator complex; mediator complex. The coding region runs from base 243 to 896 and encodes 217 amino acids. Gene Ontology annotation, biological process: termination of RNA polymerase II transcription; regulation of transcription by RNA polymerase II. The record is from RefSeq and is a predicted model, not a curated record. Lineage: Eukaryota; Viridiplantae; Streptophyta; Magnoliopsida; Fabales; Fabaceae. The transcript has 6 exons. Gene Ontology annotation, molecular function: transcription coregulator activity.
AUAAUCGGCAUCUUCUUCCUCUCUUCUAUUCUCGCGCACGUUCUUCUAUUCUCGCAUCCCUCCCAAUAGAACGAUUCUCUCUUCCUCUGAGUAGAACGCCCACAUUUGACAUCAAAGAGAGGCAAGUAGCGGCUGGCAACUUGGAGUUUGGUCUCAGCAUCACUUUCUCUUUGGGAACGUGCCAGGGCUGUUGUGUCACUUCAUUUUCCCAACUUCGAAACUCACUAUUCUCUCUACUUUAUAUGGAGUGUGUGGUGCAGGGCAUCAUAGAAACACAGCAUGUCGAGGCGCUCGAGAUUCUCCUACAAGGUCUAUGUGGUGUUCAUAAAGAGCGAUUGAGGAUCCAUGAAAUAUGCCUUAAGAGUGGUCCCAACCUUGGAGCUGUGGCUUCGGAGGUUAGACUCUUGUGUGAUCUUGAACAGGCUGAACCAUCAUGGACUGUCAGACAUAUAGGGGGUGCCAUGAGGGGUGCUGGUGCUGAGCAACUUUCAGUUCUGGUCAGGACAAUGGUGGAAAGCAAAGCAAGCAAGAAUGUACUCCGAAUGUUUUAUGCGCUGGGGUACAAGUUAGACCAUGAAUUAUUGAGGGUGGGCUUUGCUUUCCAUUUCAACAGGGGUGCACAAAUCACUGUAACUGUGUCAUCAAUCAAUAAGAUGCUGAAGCUGCAUGCAACUGAUGAGGCUGUGCCGGUAACACCUGGUAUUCAGCUGGUGGAAGUAACAGCCCCUGCUACUUCGGAAAACUAUACUGAAAUUGUUUCUGCUGUGUCAUCCUUUUGUGAAUACCUUGCACCGCUUCUCCAUCUAUCGAAACCAGGCAUUUCAACCGGAGUUGUUCCUACUGCCGCUGCAGCUGCUGCGUCUCUUAUGUCUGAUGGCGGGGGUACCGCCUUAUAGCUUCCUUGUUCUGUUGUAACAUCCUUUAUCUCUGAUACUUUUUUGAGCCUAUCAUAAAAUAGGAUUUUGUAUUCGCUUUGAUAGCUGGAAUUGGAAAUAUGACAUCCACUGCAAUAUUCAAGUGUUCAUUUAUUAUCAAAUGAUGGAGCCUUGGUUUGGCCCAACCCAUCCAGCUCCAUCUCUAACGGUGGCUAGCCGGGUACCACUUCAAAUGGACUGCUCGAACCAUCUGAAGGGUCUUGUGUUGGGCUGAUGCAGGUGAUACCAAGUUGGGCUAGUGAUUUAGGACUUAUUUGGGUUAACUUAUAAGUAACUUUUUAAA